CGUUGUUUAUACACAAAAUAAUACAUAAUAAUAUUAAUCAUUAUUCAUUACACUAUGAUUAUUUAUAUUUAAUAUAUUCUUAGUAUUAAAAUAAUAUUACGAAUACUAUACAAAUUAUUAGUCAUUUUUCGCAAUAUUCGGAUAUCGGAUUAUUAGUUCAUUGUAUAUAUUUAAAUACGUAAAAAUGACAGAAGAAAGUGAAAAUGGUAGCUCCAAGACAACUGAAGUAAGAAAAUUAGUAAAAAAUGCUACUGAUUUACAACGUUUGAAACUCGAAAGACUUAUGAAGAAUCCUGAUAAACCUGUUUAUAUACCUGAGCCACGAUCUGACAAAAAAUCCCCUCACGUCCCCGAAUUUGUAAGAAAUGUUAUGGGAUCAAGUGCUGGAGCUGGUAGUGGAGAGUUUCAUGUUUAUCGACACUUAAGACGCAAAGAAUAUGCUAGACAAAAGCAUAUACAAGUAAAAGCAGAAAAAGAACUUUUGGAAGAAGCGUAUCGUCAAAAAAUAUUAGAAAACAAACAAAUGGCUGAAGGACGUACAGCUAAGAAAAGAGCAAAGAGAUUAAAAAGAAAAAAGGUUUUAAGAGAAAAGUGUAAGAUGUCCAAGAAGAAUAAUAUUGCGAACAAUGUUAAUGAAAGUGACUCUACCAGUGAUGAUGAUGAUGAUGCUGAUGAUCAAAAUUUAACAGAAACGUAAAUGUAGCACAAUAUUAAAAUAAAAAUAUUUAUGUAAAAAUAUGUAAAUAAUAAUAACUAUUCAUUAAAUACUAAAAAUAAUACUUAUACCAUUAAUUA
Messenger RNA from Rhopalosiphum maidis (corn leaf aphid), 795 nucleotides. Its product is annotated as PRKR-interacting protein 1 homolog. Gene Ontology annotation, molecular function: protein kinase inhibitor activity; double-stranded RNA binding; protein kinase binding. The transcript has 3 exons. The record is from RefSeq and is a predicted model, not a curated record. Lineage: Eukaryota; Metazoa; Arthropoda; Insecta; Hemiptera; Aphididae. Bases 185 to 697 code for a protein of 170 amino acids. Gene Ontology annotation, cellular component: nucleolus. Gene Ontology annotation, biological process: negative regulation of protein kinase activity.